AUGUGGAAUUUAAUCUCGUCACCCAGGCAUCCAAGUCUGAAACAGUUAAUUGAUUCACUGAGAAUGUUCCUGUUGAAACAAGAAGCAGUGGCUAGAAUAGCUAUAGCAGGAACACCACUGGCUUUACCAAAAAAAAUAACACGUAAAGCAAUGACUGAAAAGAAGAUGACUACUGGUAUGUCAGCCAAGACCAUGAAAUCUAUUAAGAAGUUUCUAAAACUAUACAAGAUUGAUAUACUUCCAACAAUGAAGAAACUAUCUCCUUUCUUCUAUUGUGAUGUGGACAUUUCUCCAAAAGCCAUUGAGGUAGGAGCUGAAAUGCUAUGUACUGAGAAGAUUGGAGUGAAAUUAUCCAAAGUCACAUACUUGAAAAUGAAGAAUGUCAAACAAGAGGUGACUAAGAUGGUGAAAUAUCAUGCUAGUAAGAAACGGUUGCUAAUGGGAGGCCACUUCAGUGAGAAUAUAUGGGUCAAGUUGGGUGUUGCCUCUGAUGGAAAGUCAACCAAAGUUAUACUGCAGAUUGUUAAUGUUAAGAAAAGCAACAAGUUGCUGCCAAAGCUGGUAGGAGUCUUUAAUGCUGCUGAUACCUAUCUCAAUUUGAAAACCUUGUUUAGUCCUAACCUAAGAGUGCAAACUGAGAAGUUAGCUGCAUCUGGCAUUUGUAUCGGUAAACAAGGGCUUGGUUUCCCAAAGAACGUACCGGUUAAGAUGUUCUCUGUCUGCGAGUAUGAUUCCAUGUGCAACCUAGUUGGUCAUGAAGGGCGAAGCUCGUCACAUCCUUGUCUCUGGUGUCUGGUACCACAGAAGGGACUGAGAGACAUGAAAGGUCAUCCACAUACUCCAUUCCUGUUAGACAAAAAUAAGCUGAAGCGUUAUUCUCAUUGUGCAUAUAAGCAACGCUCGUUCGACUUAGAAUCAAGAUCUGAGGCGAAUGGAAUGGUUGAUGAUCCAAUUAUUGACAUUCCACGAGAUCAGCUCGUCCCGUGUCCAAGACGCAUUCUUACUCGCUUAGGUUUGUUGUUCUUUAACCUUUUGUUCCAGAAGUGCAAGAAGUUGGACCAUAUUUCACGAUUCAAAGAUUGCAAGAAGUGCUAUGAGCUCGUUGAAUUUGAAACGGAGGUCCAAAGCUGCACAUCAAAGUUGCUGGCUGCUGUUCAUGACCAGUCUAUUAGUAAUGAUGUUGUUUCUUUGAUUACUAAACAAAACAACAAAGCAGUAGAAGGAGAAGCUGUUAACAGAUGUGAUUUCCUGAAAUGUACAGAAGAAGGACAAAUAAAAACUACAAAGUUGGAGUGCCAGUCAUGUUGUAAGUGGUUUCACAAGUCGUGUGUUAGUGUAAUACAGGAUUACAAGAAUUUGAAUAACAGACCUUACACAUGCCCAGUUUGUGAGAAGACUGUACUUGAUCUACCCCACCUUCUCACCUUAGUGCUUCAAAAGAAAUCAGAAGAAAAUACCAAGGUAGAUAGUUUGAAAGAAAAGCUGCAGGUGGCAGAGGUUAAUAGAACAAUGGUUGCAUCUAAGCAUGCAGUGGUUGGUACUCUGGAGCAGAAGCUUUCAAACAUAGUCACUGAAGAAUUAAAGAUACCCAUGUCUACUUUCCUGUCUAAAGAACUAACAUGGGAUGGCUUGAAGAAGAUUAUGUCUAGUUAUGAAAAACUAGUGAGUGUUCUAUAUCUUCAUCAUGAUCUGAAAUCUACAUUCAUGAAGCUGUUUGAAGAGUUUGCCGCUAUUCACAAGAUACUUGGUUUGACACGCUUUCUGAGUGAUUCAGAGAUAGAUAGUUUAUCGCGUGCAUGUUGGCGUCUCGGAUCUUGGUAUCCAUUAAAGUUUAAACAGAGCGUUACUUUGGAGUUCCACAUCCUUGUGUUCCAUGUUCCAGAAUUUCUCAAGCAAUGGCAUGGCAUUGGUAUGUUCGCUGACUCAGAAAAGGUUGCUGUUCAUGAGAGUUUCCAGAAUGACUUGCGCAGCUCUGCUUCUACUUCUACUUCUGAACAAUUAAAGUUUAGCUAUGCCAAGAAUUUGGUGAAAUCCCUCAUUCCAGUCAGAAAGAGAAAGGCGAACACGAGCGAAUCUGGACCUCCCGCUAAGAAGGUUAACUCAGAGCAUUCUGUGGUUUCAGAUAACAGUGGUACAAGCGAACAAGUUAGUAAAUCUCCACAGGACUCACAGAAGAAGCCACAAGCUAAGGAAGUAGCUUCUACUUUCAUCGUUUCUACUGCAAACGCAAGCACUUAA
Molecule: messenger RNA, 2238 nt
Organism: Saccoglossus kowalevskii
Lineage: Eukaryota; Metazoa; Hemichordata; Enteropneusta; Harrimaniidae
Source: RefSeq, a predicted model, not a curated record